This is a messenger RNA of Exophiala xenobiotica, 2052 nucleotides long. RefSeq lists its product as uncharacterized. The transcript has a single exon. NCBI's taxonomy places the organism in Eukaryota, Fungi, Ascomycota, Eurotiomycetes, Chaetothyriales, Herpotrichiellaceae. The coding region runs from base 1 to 2052 and encodes 683 amino acids. Gene Ontology annotation, biological process: carbohydrate metabolic process. The record is from RefSeq and is a predicted model, not a curated record.
AUGGCCACCGUUCUAUACCUCUACUUUUUAGUAGGUCUUUGCGUUCAUCUUGCUUUUACAGUUUCGCCUUACUCGACAUACAUCUAUACUCCUGAGAAACGAACAAUUCUUCCAGUCAGUGUUCACAACAUCAACGGUACUUGUGACGGAGCAGCCAGCUUGACUUCUCCCCCAGGAGCUGCCCAAUUUGGCCCAGCAUCUGCUGUCACCUAUGAUUUCGGAAAGAAUGUUGCUGGGAUUGUUUCCUUCAACGUCACCUCGGUCGCCGGUACCGAUGAAUAUAUCGGCAUCAGCUUCUCGGAGAGUUCUCUCUGGAUCAACAGCGAGGGCUGCGACGCUACAGCAGACGCCGGCCUUGACGUAGCGCUAUGGUGGAAGGUCGCAGCAAAUAGCCUGUAUACUGCAGCCAAGGAAUUCCAGCGAGGCGGUUUCCGCUACCUCAACGUUUAUCACAACACCAGCGGAACAGUCACGUUGGAGGGCCUCUCAAUCUUCUUUACCGCUAUUCCCCAGAAGCCAGAGUCCGAAAUGAGGUCGUAUACUGGCUACUUUCACAGCAAUGACGAACAAUUGAAUCGAGUUUGGUAUGCAGGGGCUUACACCAACCAAAUGUGUACCAUUGACGCCCAAGCGGGCGAUUCUUUAGUCCAUCUUGGUACGGUGAUGUCAAAUGAAAGUAUAUCCGGAGCUACGAUCACAUGGUAUAACAACUACACAGUCGCCAAUGGCACCAGCGUCCUCGUUGACGGUGCAAAGCGGGACAGAUUGGUAUGGCCAGGCGACAUUGCGAUUUCUGGCCCCUCAACAUUUGUCUCAACCAAUGAUAUGGACGCAAUCAAGAAUGGCUUAGAUUCUUUACUGUUGCUACAGAACUCCUCGGGUGCUCUCCCAUAUGCUGGAGUGCCCUUCGCCGAACUAGGUCUUGGCUUCAGCUUCACCUACCACCUGUACUCCCUCAUCGACAUCCACGACUACUACCUCUACACAGGCGACAUCGACUACCUCUCCAGAAACUGGGCCGCCUUCAAGCUUGCUCUUGAGUACUCGCUCAGCUUUAUUGACUCAACCGGCCUUCAAUACGUUACGAAACCCAACGACUGGCUCCGCUUCGGGAUGGGUGGUCACAACAUCGAAGCCAAUGCAAUCCUCUACUACACUCUCAACCUUGGUAUCAAGCUCGCACGGAUCCUCAACGACAACAGCGUACCAUCGAAGUACUCUUCAGCUGCAUCCGGCAUCAAGACGGCCGCGAACAGACUCCUCUGGGACCCGAAGAUGAAUCUCUACCGCGACAACGACACCGAACCCCUCACCUCGCUCCACCCUCAAGACGGCAACUCCUGGGCCAUCGUCGCCGGGCUCACCGAGUCUACGGCACAGAGCAUCAACAUCUCCGACGCCCUGAAAGCCCGCUGGGGUCCAUACGGUGCGCCUGCGCCUGAAGCAGGUGCUACCGUGUCCCCUUUCAUCUCUGGCUUUGAGCUGCAAGCACACUACCUUGCCGGCCGGCCGCAAUACGCUGUCCAGUUGAUGAAGACGAUGUGGGCGGACUUCAUGCUCGACGAUCCGCGCAUGACCAACAGCACCUUCAUCGAGGGAUACUCCACUAACGGCGACUUGCACUACGCGCCAUACACCAACGACCCGCGUAUCUCCCACGCCCACGGCUGGGCGACGGGCCCAACUUCCACCCUCACCUUCCACGCCGCCGGCCUGCAGAUCACCGGCGCAGCCGGAAGCAGCUGGUCCAUAUCGCCCAACCUCGGCGGACUGAUAGAAGUGGAGGCCGGCUACCAGACGACGCUCGGCUCCUUCUCCGUGAAGGUGAAUAGUGGCAAGAACGGGGGGAUGAGCAUUGAGUUCAACACGCCGGCAAAUACGAGUGGCGUUCUGUCCGUUGCGUAUCCCGCUGCUGGUGGGACCUUGACGAUCAAGAACAAAUCCAGCAAGGCCAAGGACAUUGUCGUGAGCAUGGAACCUGGCGGUUCAGGCAGAGUCGAAGUGGAUGGACUGGCUGGUGGGGAGUACACGGCUACUUUGAGUGUUGAUUGA